This is a messenger RNA of Symbiodinium pilosum, 321 nucleotides long. NCBI's taxonomy places the organism in Eukaryota, Dinophyceae, Suessiales, Symbiodiniaceae. The record is from the annotation of a GenBank genome assembly.
GUCUGCGCCUGGCACUUUCACGAUAGUUUGCUGGAAGGCACGAUCACAGACAUGGAGCUCAUGCCUGGGGAGGCUGCCAAGACGAAGUGCUUCAGUGCUAUGCUCUCCGGACUGGACAUCGCUGUGCGUCGGCCGCAGGCAAUCAUUUUAAGUCCGACGAGCGAUCUUGCAAAGCGCAACUAUGACCUCAUGAACCUGAUUGGGCUUGGGAUUGGCCUCAACGCAAAGCUCGUGGGCCCUGGAACGGAACGCGUGCGCAAAACCAUCGACGCCCAGAUCCUCUUGGGCACGCCGGGCAAAAUCAUGGACAAAGGGGGUUGA